CCUUUCCAACAGGCCCAUCAUCAAAAAAUCCAUUUCCUUUCCAACAGCCCAUCCAGUCGGUUCCAUCAAACCAGAGAAAAUGAAUCCAGCCGCAGCCGCAGCCGCUUAGGUGUAGCAUCAACUUAUCGGAAACUAGCCGAACUGAAUCAACUCAUCGGAAACGCAGCCAAAAAUCGCCACAAACAGUGACAAAUCCUUUCAGGGUUUGUUGGGAUUAGGAGAUAGGAGAAAAUGAAGCAAGUAGUAGGAAUGGUGGUUUCGAAUAAAAUGCAGAAGUCGGUUGUGGUGGCAGUGGAUAGAUUAUUUCACCACACGGUGUUCAACAGAUAUGUUAAACGCACUUCAAAGUUCAUGGCUCACGACGGGAACAAUCUUUGUAAUAUCGGUGACAGGGUUCGAUUGGAUUCUUCUAGGCCUUUGAGCAAGCGUAAACAUUGGGUGGUUGCUGAAAUUCUCAAGAAAGCACGCAUAUAUGUUCCUCCUUCUGCACCGGUGUCUGAGAAUGUGAGCUCCGGAGGACCUACAUCUACAUCAUGAAUUGGUUAAAGGGUCCUGGUGGAAGACCUGGCUUUGGUCGUGGUUCUGGUGGCUUUGGAGCACCAACAAGUUCAAACCAUGCUUAAAUGUUAUGAUUUCUGAUCCAGUUCAUGCAGUUUUGGCUGUCUUUAGAUCCUAUAGUAUUUCCCCCUCCUCUCAAAGUUGUUUAAUCCCUCUGACAUUUUAAUUUAUAGUUAUUCAUGCAAUGAAGAUUUUGAACUGAA
Messenger RNA from Lathyrus oleraceus (garden pea), 761 nucleotides. RefSeq lists its product as uncharacterized. Gene Ontology annotation, cellular component: ribosome. NCBI's taxonomy places the organism in Eukaryota, Viridiplantae, Streptophyta, Magnoliopsida, Fabales, Fabaceae. Gene Ontology annotation, biological process: translation. The transcript is spliced from 4 exons. Gene Ontology annotation, molecular function: structural constituent of ribosome. The record is from RefSeq and is a predicted model, not a curated record. Bases 232 to 537 code for a protein of 101 amino acids.